UCAUUUAAACAGUCAGUGGUGACUGUGAGCCUCAGGCACAAACAACAGCUAAAGCCGCCGGAACUUCACCACAAACUUCAGCUCCAACACACGGAACAUGUCUUUAACGACCACACGGCUUUAAAAAGAGGGUUAUUUACAAAGUGAACAAUACAACUGAAGAAGAAGGAGGAGGAGUAUGAGUGUUGGGUAAAAGCUGUGGAAGAGCUGCCGCUGCUACACCGAGGAAGAAGAAGAGGAAUCGGCUUCGGUGUGUGUCGUCUUCACCGGUUCAUCCAGGAGUUCAACUUACAGCACAGUGACAUGGACUCCGAUGGAUACAGGAAUGAUUUCCACUACACAGAGACAGGAAGUGUUUGGCAGCAUGUAACGCUGGAGCCGUCACACGCUGUGGAUCAGAGGAGCAGAGACGCUGACGGCUGGAAGCUGGUGGAGGUCUUUCUGUCCGGUGGAGCACCAUGGGGGUUUACACUUCGAGGUGGAUUGGAGCACAGAGAGCCUCUGCUCAUAACCAAGGUGGAGGAGGGCAGCAAAGCAGCCGCCGUGUGUCUCCAGGUGGGAGACGAGCUCGUCAACAUCAACGAGAUUCCACUGAGCGGCUACAGACAGGAGGCCAUCUGCCUGGUGAAGGGCUCCCACAAGACCCUCAGUGUGGUGGUGAAAAGGCGGAAUGAACCCAUAAGCAGGCCUCACUCCUGGCACUCCACCAAGUUCAACGAGAACCAAUCAGAAGCUGCCAAAACACAGUCUCCGCCCCCACCAGUGUGGCACAACAGAUAUGAUGCAAGCUCGUCCUCCGCUGACCUGUCGUCUGGCUGGGAGCAGACCAACCUGCGCCGAGUGUCCGACCAGUUCAGCUCUCUGGGCAGCAUGGACAGUCUAGAGCAUGUUCCACAUCCUUACACUGCCGGUCAGCUCUCGCCUGCCAAGUCCAACAACAGCAUGGAGCACCUGGGUGGAGGGAAGCGGGACUCAGCGUACAGCUCCUUCUCCACCAGCUCAGGAACUCCGGACUACACGCUCUCAAAGAGCAACGCCGCCUCGACGGAGAACGUGCUCUACAAAGUCAGCCAGUGGGACGCCGGAGGAAAACACGGCAGCAGAAACAGCCACGGUGUGGCAGAGGGAGGCAAACAGGACGACAAGCUCAUGUACUUUCAGAUGCCGGGUUCUGAGGCUCUGCAGACCGAGGACCCGGCCGGCUCCCGACAGUCCUCCUCCAAUAGAAGCAACUUUGGACCUGUGUGGCAUGUUCCUGAGAAAAAGAAGAGCAGCGCCUCCCCUCCACCGCCUCCUCCACCGGCACGCAGGGACAGUUUUGCUGCGACUAAGGUUCAUGAACGGGGGCUCGUGAUCACCGAAGAACCCGAGUCACGCAGCUCGUCUGAGGCUAACGCAGAACACCUCCGCAGCCACAACCUUCCCCUGAAAAACCAAGGCAACCACACCCAGUUUGGCCUGAACAAGCAGUUCUCCACAUCCAGCAGUGACGUUCUUCAAAGUCAGCCCCACCAUCCCAGACACCACAGCGACAAAAGCACUUUUUACUCGCCGCCGCGGCCAACAUCAAAGCCUCAGAGCGCCAGUGGCUACCAAUGUAGCACACAAGAACCGCCCACCAACCAGAGGAGGAGCUUGUCUGCCACAGCUGCAGAGCAGAACAGUGACAGCAGCUCACACAGCCGCUACUACUGCGUCACAACGUGUCAGCCCACGCAGACACACCCACAGCUGAUGUCAGGGAAACCAGAGGAGAGGCGGAGCUUCAGUGGAGCAGAGAGUGGGAGUGAGCGCAAAUCUGUCAGCCCGCAAACGACCAGCAAAGCCAAGUAUCCUCUGCCUCAACAACACGGCAAAGACAGUAAUGGAUACAACAGGCACCAUGUUCCAACUGUACCAGAAAUCUCUGAUGACAGGGGGCGCCAGAGAGGACAAAAUGCACAAAAUGCGGAAAUCCAGAACUCGAGUUUCCCGCCGACACGACCAUCUGAAAACAGAAGGUCUCUCCCGCUACAACCCAGAGAUGUCCCGCAGGACGUCCGCAAGAUCAGUGCCCACGCCACGCCCAUGCUGCACUCGCUGUCUUUGGACGCCGCAGAGCCGUGGGAGAAACCCAAAGGCUCCGCCUCUGAAGAGUCUCCCGACAACAAGCAGAUGAAACGUAACGAGCGCUUCGCCACAACGCUGAGGAACGAAAUCCAGAUGAGAAAAGCGAAGCUGCAGAAAAGUAAGAGUGCGGCCGCGCUUCAAUGUGCUGAGGAUGAGACUGAAGAAGACCAGGACGUCUGGAAGUCCACCCCAAUGUCUCCUGACAGUUCCUUCACCAACAUCUACAAGGAUCACCUGAAGGAGGCUCAGGCAAGGGUCCUCAAAGCUACGUCUUUCAGGAGGAAAGACCUGGAGCCUGUCCUCGGGGAGAACUCUGCAGCAGAGUCUUUGCCGAGCUACCCGUCAUCAGCGCUGGGUCGCAGAGAUGUCCCCCCUUUGCCGACACUCUCUGAAUUAGCAUCUACUAAAUCAGGUCCUGCUGCUGCGCCGGUGACUCGCAUCGGAGGCCGGAAGCGUUUUCCUACGGAGAAGAAAGUCAGAUCGUUCUCUGAGCCGGACAAAAUCCACCAGGUCGGCGUUUCUUGUCAUGAAAAUACAAGCUCCUCCUUAGACCAGCAGAUGCUCUUAUCACAAGGUGACAACCCAGGAUUGUCCAAACACUUGUCCUCUCACAGCCAUGAGGACCACGCCUCUGUCACGGCAACAGGAGACGCGGUGAAAGGACUCGGCAGUGACGAGGACGCGCAGACACACAAGCAGUCUGUCCUCGACCAGCAAAGACUGGGCACCUUCGCCGAGUACGAGGCAAGGUGGAACCCUCAGAAGAACCCAGCGGAAACACGGGCGUCUGGGAGGUACCGCUCAGCUGAUGACAUCCUGGAGACCAGACCAGAGGACAGAAAGAGUACCAGCUGUGUGCAUGAGAGAUCCAGAUCCUCGCCCUCUGCUGAGAUCUACGGGCAGACGUUUCCUGUUUCGAGCCGAUCGUCUGAGGGUGAACCUGCUGAGCUGCUCAGCUCUCCUGCUCGGUUUUCUGACUGUACAGACAGAGAAAAGCAGGCGGAGUUUGAAUGUCUUUCAGCUCCACCCGCAGACGGAGCUGCUGCUACUGCUGCAGAGAACCACACACCCACGUCUGCAUCUCACAGCCUCACACAGCCGCCGUCCACGCCGAGGAAGAAGCCUCCACCUCCCAGAUGCUCACAUAUCAGUGAAGCCUUCACCCACAGCUCCUCCAGCCCGGAGGGUAGCUCCGCCUUCAACCCCACCCACCCCGCAAAGGCAGACUGUGAGCAGGGCAAAGGACACGGGGCAGCACCUCACCACCCUGCCUCCUCCUCCUCCUCCUCCUCCUCCUCCUCCCGCAGACACUCUAGGCCGAGCAGCAUGGAGGAGCGACGCUCACCCUCUCCUCACUUCUCACCACAGAGACUCAGCGACAGGCCGCCCGUGUCUCUGCAGGACCAGGACGCCAACAGGAUGGAUCAUGUGAUCGAAAGUCCAAACUCUGCUUUGAAGAAAGUUCCCAUCAGGAUCGUCCACUCAGAGGGAGUCCCUGAGAAAGAGAAUUCUUUAUUUCUGCGUCAUGGUGACAUCCCUGCUGCUGAUGAUGCUGCUGAUGAUGCUGCUGAUGAGGUGGAGCCUCCCGGUGGAAACAGACUCAACAGCCUGGCAGCUGCGAGACACGACUCUGUCUUCUGUGCCUUCAGUCGGCAGAGAGCGUCUGUGGACACUGUCCUCGCUGCUCCGACUGACGACACGCACGUGACCAACAACAGUCUGCCGCCGCCUCCACUCACUGAUGAACCCGCCACCUGCAGCAGGAGGACUGAAGACCAGAAGAGGGAGGAGCUGCUCAGAGACAUCAUGGGAAAGGACAAGUCGUUGGCUGACGUCCUGGAUCAGAGUAAGAUGAAGACGACCAUGGACUUGAUGGAGGGAAUCUUUCCUGAGGGCGAGCAACUGCUGGAAGAAGCUCAGCAGCGCAGGAAACUCCCGACGAAGCAGAGCGUGAGCCGACUUCCAGAGGAAAGGGAAAAGGAGGAGAGUGUGGCAGCGGCUGUCACCAUGGUAACCAGCUCUGCAUAUUACAGCACAUCUGCUCCCAAAGCUGAACUCCUCAACAAGAUGAAGGACAUGCAGGAGACAGAGGACAACUCUGAGGAGGAGCUGGACAUGGACCUGUCCAACAAGAAGCAGGAGUUGAUCGACAGCCUGAGCAGGAAGCUGCAGGUUCUGCGUGAGGCUCGUCAGAGUCUUCAGGAGGAUGUGCUGGACAACAACGCUCUGGGAGACGAGGUGGAGGUUCGAGUCCAGCAGGUCUGCAAACCCAACGAGCUCGACAAGUUCAGGAUGUUCGUGGGCGACCUAGACAAGGUGGUGAGUCUGCUGCUGUCGCUGUCGGGACGACUGGCCAGAGUGGAGAACGCCCUCAACAGUCUGGAGGAGGACGCUACAUCUGAGGAGAGGCGGACGUUGACGGAGAAGAGGAAGCUGCUGAUCCGACAGCACGGCGACGCCAAGGAGCUGAAGGAGAACCUGGACCGCCGCGAGCGCGUGGUCUAUGACAUCCUGGCUAGUCACCUGGACGUCGAGAGCCUCGCCGACUACGAGCACUUCGUCAAGAUGAAGUCGGCGCUGAUCAUUGAACAGCGGAAGCUGGAGGACAGGGUCAAACUGGGGGAGGAGCAGCUCAAAUGUCUGCUGGACAGUCUGUCCAUUGAGCAGAGACUCGUCCUCUGAACUCUGCACUUCACCGCUGUGUCCAGCAGAGGGAGACACUGAACCUCUGCUGAACCGUUGCUGUUUUUAUUGGAUUGUUUUUAGUAAUUUAUUGUAGCCUUUUUGAAUCUUCACAGUAUUUUAUCUUCAAACUGAUCGCGAGUAUUUAUCGUGUUUUAUGUUUAAAUCAUUUCAUUUCACAAUAUUAAUAACGUUAAAUUUCGGCCAAAUAUUUCACUCAACUUUGCAAACUUUUGCUGUGAACUUUUAUAAAAAAACAACAAAACUUUUUUACUGUUUUAUUUUGAAACACAGAU
Solea senegalensis (Senegalese sole) is the source of this 5087-nucleotide messenger RNA. It is a transcript of the gene shroom2a, whose product is annotated as shroom family member 2a. Gene Ontology annotation, biological process: actin filament organization. Gene Ontology annotation, molecular function: actin filament binding. The coding region runs from base 304 to 4791 and encodes 1495 amino acids. The record is from RefSeq and is a predicted model, not a curated record. Gene Ontology annotation, cellular component: cortical actin cytoskeleton; apical junction complex; adherens junction. NCBI's taxonomy places the organism in Eukaryota, Metazoa, Chordata, Actinopteri, Pleuronectiformes, Soleidae. The transcript is spliced from 11 exons.